CUUUGUGUUGCCUCAUACGAAACAUAGUGUGUUACAAUGGCAUGAAACCAAACGUGUUCACGGCGCCUACACACGUUUAAUAGUCUGUCUUAUUUUUAAUUUAAUAUUAUCACAGAUACACACGCUCAAUAGAAUAAUGAUGAAGAAUAUCACAGGGAAUGGGCAGUCAACAGUCAACGUGGCUUAGUAUUUCUCGAUACAUCGAAGGCAACAAGUAUUGUCAUUGGGAUGCUAAAUUUACCAUAUAUCUGAUUCUGAUAAUCGCUAAUUACAUUGGUGUAAAAUCUUUAAUCUUUAAUUUCGUAAGGUCAAAUAAACAUCAAUCAAUCUACCAGUCAAUAAAUCAAUCAAUGAAAAAUAAAUUAUUAAUUGGCGAUGUCACAGUUUGAUGUAUGCGCAAAAUUGAGGAGAAGAGUGUGAAUGGGAAAAAUAACCACAUUAAUGUUCCCAAACAGAAAUUUUCUUGAAAUAGAAAACACACCAACAGCUAAUUUAAGUCUUUUUAAUUCUGGGUGUCUCGCUCUUGGAAAAGGGAAAUCCUGUAGGUAAUUUAAACAACUUUUCAGUUGCAGACAAAACAUUCAUGAAACAUAUGCAACAGCCUCAACCAUAUAAAUAAAGAGAAAGGAUGAGGAGGUAGGACGCAAAGAUUUCCUUAUUCACUCCCUACCUCCUUGGCUUGACAAGAGCCCCUUUUGUUCCCGGCGGCGUCACGUGAUUUGGCCCCUCCCACUUGGUGACGUGUGGCUCCAGAUGUCGCAGAGUGGUGUGGGUAUACGGAUGUGGACGCUCAGCGAAAGUUUAAGGAUUUUUAGUGAGCUGAGAUCGCGAACUGAAUGAAAUGGAGCUGCUAGCCCCCAUGCGGCUCUACACCCUGUCGAAGAGGCAUUUUGUCUUGGUUUUCGUGGUGUUCCUGAUCUGCUUCGGCCUCACAGUCUUCAUCGGCAUCGCAGGUCCCAGGAUAAUUGCUGAGCAAGAGGUGCCUGUAAAGAAUUACUCUGUUAUGACUGGGCCUUUUAACCUGGAUUCUCCUCCCCUCACCACCUACAACCAGCAGCUAUGGCUCACCUUUGUGAUGCAGGUAGAAAACAGCAAAAUGGAAGACUUCCAGCGGACGUUCGAGAUCAACGUUACGCUAAAGGGAGAAAUGCAGGAUGCCAGCGUAAUGUCCGUCAACAACAGGCAACAAAAAAGGCGAACUCUUCAUUGCAGGGCUAAAUGCGAUGAGAUCAUUGUGCUUCAUCUGGGUUAUCUGAACUACACACGGUACAAGGCUGAGGUCAGCUUUAAGGGCCUUGACCUUGAUUUCAUAGGUGAUCAGAAGUUUUUGUGGAAAACGUACAAUCCCACCUUCUCCCAGGUAGAAAUCUGGUUUCGGUUCGUCUUCGUGGUGUUGACCUUCAUGGUGACGUGUAUGUUUGCACACUCCCUGAGGAAGUUCUCUAUGAGGGACUGGGGCAUAGAACAGAAAUGGAUGUCAGUCCUGCUCCCAUUGCUGCUACUCUAUAAUGAUCCUUUCUUCCCACUGUCAUUCCUGGUGAACAGCUGGUUUCCUGGGACAUUGGAUGCUUUCUUUCAGGCACUGUUCCUGUGUGCUCUGCUGCUAUUCUGGCUCUGUGUUUAUCAUGGCAUCAGGGUUCAGGGUGAAAGGAAGUGCAUGACGUUCUACCUGCCAAAGCUGAUCAUUGUAGGUCUUCUGUGGCUCUCAGCGGUCACGUUGGGCAUAUGGCAAACGGUCAACGAACUCCAGGACCCCACCUAUCAGUAUAAAGUGGAUAUUGCAAACUUUCAGGGCAUGAAGGUCUUCUUUCUUAUAGUAGUUGUUGUUUACAUCCUCUAUUUGAUCUUCCUGAUCGUCAGAGCUUGUUCUGAACUGAAGAACAUGCCUUACUCAGAUCUCCGGCUGAAGUUUUUGACUGCUCUGACAUUUGUGGUUCUCAUUAUAAGCAUGGUCAUUCUGUACCUGAGGUUUGGUGCUAAAGCACUUCAAGAUAAUUUUGUAGCUGAAUUGUCCACCCAUUACCAAAACUCAGCUGAAUUUCUAUCUUUCUAUGGCUUACUCAACUUUUACUUGUACACGUUAGCAUUUGUGUAUUCCCCCUCUAAAAAUGCUCUUUAUGACUCCCAGUUAAAGGAUAAUCCUGCUUUCUCCAUGCUAAAUGACUCAGAUGAUGAAGUGAUUUAUGGGAGCGAUUACGAAGACAUGCCUUUACAAAACGGACGUGCUAUCAAAGCAACUGCUAAGUACCAGGAUGAGACAGACAGUGACUGACCAACCUCUGACUGCAGCGCUUCUAACCCUGUGGGGAAAACUACGGGAGACCAUUAAAAGAAAGUAUCAUGUUUAUGUGUAAAUAAGUAUUUGCAUAAGAAAUAUGAAAUAAUGUACUGUAAGUGUACAUAGAUAUAUUUUUAAAGAGGGUGAGUUCUACUGUGCUGAAUGUACUGUAAUUUUACUUAACGCUGAGAAGCCACUCAAACGUUUUCUUUUGUUCAAACUACUAAUGUAAUAUAAGAGUUUCUACCAGUUCUUGCCGUCACCAGCAUUGCUUAACUGUUUUCUGUAAACUCAUUGUAAUUUUAAGGCUUUUUGUUCAACCACUGUCUGCUUUUAUUUAUUUAUUUUUUGUUCCUUUGUUUGAACAUUGAGAAUGCAUGUAUGUAGCCAAAUCUGAGAAACAUUAUAGUAACUGAAGAAACUUGGUACUGCAGCUACUCGUGCAGCAAACGGUGGCUCACCAGCACUCACAGUUCAAGUGCCUGAACAGUAUUGGCUGUUUCCAAAGCCUCUUUAUUCUCAGACACAUUUAAAAGUUGUGAGCCCUAAUUGGAAGUAUUGCAUGUACCACUGAUUUAUUACCACUCUUCUUGACAAUUCUUUAUUUUGAAAGCAGCUUUAAAUUGCACAGGUUUAGGAAUUGUUUGCGUUUGCCCAAAAGUGAUUUUUUAUGGUGUAUUAUACAACGACCUUGAUGUAUAUAUUUUGGUGGCUUUGCAAAAGCUGACUCCCAGCACACAGAUGGCCAAAUAUAUUUUGCCUUGUGUAAAAGCUAUUUUAGAAACAAUUGCCAUCAAUUUACCUUUAAUUGCCUACGGUGUGUAAUUUGCAGCCAUUUUUGUUUUAAAAGACCUAGAGCUUAUUGACAAAAGCAGCCAAAAAUAUGAAUAGCAUCUCACCAUGUAUUCUAAUCAAGACAGUGCCUUGUGUUUUUCCUUCUAAAUCCUUCAUUUGCAAAUGUAUAAAUGCUUUGAAAUUAAUGAAUAUGUUUGAUUAUUGAGUGUGAAUGUAGCUUAUAUUGGUUCACAGUGGGUUUAAAGUCCUUGUGAUUUUGUAGCUUCAAGAGAUAAAGGCUGUUAUAAAGAUGUUGCACUGCUACUUCACAUGUAAAUAAAGCUAAAUAUAUGCA
Betta splendens (Siamese fighting fish) is the source of this 3407-nucleotide messenger RNA. It is a transcript of the gene tmem181, whose product is annotated as transmembrane protein 181. The transcript is spliced from 17 exons. NCBI's taxonomy places the organism in Eukaryota, Metazoa, Chordata, Actinopteri, Anabantiformes, Osphronemidae. The coding region runs from base 842 to 2272 and encodes 476 amino acids. The record is from RefSeq and is a predicted model, not a curated record. Gene Ontology annotation, molecular function: toxic substance binding.